Messenger RNA from Fonsecaea erecta, 1878 nucleotides. RefSeq lists its product as hypothetical. The record is from RefSeq and is a predicted model, not a curated record. The transcript has a single exon. The coding region runs from base 1 to 1878 and encodes 625 amino acids. NCBI's taxonomy places the organism in Eukaryota, Fungi, Ascomycota, Eurotiomycetes, Chaetothyriales, Herpotrichiellaceae.
AUGGAGAGGCCUGCGAAGCGGUUGAAAAUCACGAACCCAGACGUGCGAAACCCGCGGGAUACGGGCUCAAGAAUGACAGAAGGACUAUUUACCUCAGAACUAGGCAUGCAGGGGGAUGAUACAGACUACCAGGUUCAGCCCACUCGGACUAUCAGUUUGUCAGAUUUUCAACGACAAAACGUGUUCGGCAGCUAUCAGCAUGCCCCGCGACCUGUUCUACCUCGCAGAAAUGCUGGGAUUUACCUGCUCCCCAGGGCUCCCGACGCCACUGUUACAGCCAGCGUCGUGCAAGUCAAUGUGAACGACGGCACAAGUACCUCCAAAAUUACAGAAGUGACUGUGGCCACGACGGGUACUGUUGUUUCUCUCUCAGAAGUCGGCACCCUGACCACCGCGGUCUCUUUAACUAUCCCUGGGCUGUCGAACAGCACCAGCACCAAGGGAAGCGCUAUAGAUUCGUCCCAGAUAACGAUCACAACUCCUCCAUUAACAUCAACAACCUUCUCCUCAACAAGCAUAUCGAGUUCGUUGAUCGGUUCCGAAAGUAUAAAUGGCACCACAACUUCCUCUGACGCAACGGCUACCGGAGAACGGACGGUCACAGUCACGGCCACCUCGACCUUCGAGCUGUCGGUGAUCAAUGGCACGAUUAUCACCACGGUCACAGACGUCGAUACCAGCCCAACAACCAGGACUGAUUCAGGAAUCACUGGAACCAGCAGCAGUAGUAUUUCGAGGACUUUUGUCUUCGGCGACCUCACCUCGACAGCUACACCUUCGUCUGAAAGCCCUACAUCAUUCGACCCCUCUGAAUCUGGCGCAUCCUCAAGCUACUUCACCAGCAGUCCCGGCGGUGGUGCUGCUGGUUCUCCUACAGCUACCACCGACCCGGCAGCUACCUCGAGUGCCGGAUCGGGUUCAAGUAAUGGCGGAGGGGGAGGAGGUCCUGGUUUGACACCAACUCAACAACAAGUGGUGGGGGGUGUUGUUGGUGGUGUGGCUGGCGUUGCGCUCACGCUCGUCAUUAUCCUCUUUGUUCUCCGCUGGUAUCGCCGUCGACUGAAGGCGCGAGGCCAACUUCCUGAACAAAUUGCCGCUCGCGAGCUGACAGGCGGUGGGGGUGAGGCAUACCCCAUGUCUCAGCGAUCUUCAACAACGCCUCUCACCGUUGCUGUGGCUCACGGCCUAAAACGCCUUCGACCACGUAGCAGUCAGACUCUCGGCACUAACGCCACUGGGACCACCGAUAGCAGCGUGCCAGAAUCGGAGCGGGGCUUUCAACGUAUCGCUGGCCGCAAGAUCGCCCCGGUGCUGAGCAGCGGUGGUGAUCCAUAUGGAGGAAACUUUGGUGCUUUCGAAAAGGAUGCUGGCGUGGGACCCUCGGACAUGCCACGAAUUCCGGAAAGUGGUCUUUCGGGGGCCUCCUUCUAUCAAGACAACCGUGGCUUCUAUGGAGGAAAGGGGACGCCGACGCCGACCCCCCCACAGAUACCUUCUUCGCCAACGACAGCCACCACGCCUGCUAAAACGGCAGACUCGUCAACGGCUGUUGGAACUGCAUCAAGCGCGAGGGACUUUGCAGAGCCGCCGCGGGCGCCAUCAGUACUCAACAGCAGCCAACUUUCCUUGAACACACCUAGCCGCCCCGAAGGGUUUGCAAUCAUGCGGCCCAGUCCCGCUCGGACUCCGGUCACUCUAAGUCCUGCCGCCAGCUCUAUCCGGCUACCUAUCCAGCAACCACCCACCAUGGAUGAAGACGCUCCCCCGUUGCCGCCGAUGCUCCGGGACGGCGUCGGGCGCAGCCUUGCCAGUCAAGAUGGAAGCCGAGUGAGCAGGAGCAGCGGACGCAGUGCUGGAAGAUUUACGGAAAACAUGUGA